Messenger RNA from Brassica napus (rape), 1916 nucleotides. RefSeq lists its product as uncharacterized. The coding region runs from base 321 to 806 and encodes 161 amino acids. Lineage: Eukaryota; Viridiplantae; Streptophyta; Magnoliopsida; Brassicales; Brassicaceae. The record is from RefSeq and is a predicted model, not a curated record. The transcript is spliced from 5 exons.
ACAUAGAAUAUCCUUAGAACAUCAUUAACCCAGUUUUUUAGUUGAGUCUCUUAGCAUAAUUAGAACUAAAAAAAAUUAGCCAUUAAAAAAAGAGACGUUCUUCUAUCUCCUAAAUAGGAGACGUCCCUUAGACCUUCUCCUUCUCCUCUUCUCUCUGCAACAACAACAAAGCUGAGCCAACAUGUUGCUUCCUCCAUUCUCCUCUUCAUGAAUUCCUCCCAAGCUUGCUUCCUCCAUUCUCCUCUUCAGGAAUUCCUCCCAAGUUCUUACAUAUUCACAAAGGUUCUUAUCAACGUUCGGUUUAAUUUUGCGGCAAUAAAAUGUUUCCUUCGCUUGCUUUAGCGACUGCACCAAUGCCCUUGACGAUUAUCUCUGCCACAAGACGGUCCCAAGUCACGCAACUUAACGCAAAGAAAACCAAACCGGAAAAGAAGCGGGCAACGAUGGCGACGUCGACGAGCGGUUUCUACGGAAGAACUGCGAACGAGCAGACGUGGCAAUGCAUAGAAAGCUGUGGAGCUUGCUGUAAGCUCGCAAAGGGCUUCGCUUUCGCCACACCUGACGAAAUCUUUGACGAUCCCGAUGACGUUGAGCUGUUUCGAAGCAUGAUUGGUGAUGAUGGCUGGUGUAUAAACUACGACAAAGUUACACAUCGACCAUAUUUCUGCCGAGUUGAGCCAGAGGUUUUCAAGACUUUCUACGGGAUCGAAGAAAAGAAAUUCAACAAGGAAGCUUGCAGCUGCUGCAUUGAUACCAUUAAGACGAUACCAUUAAGACGAUACAUGGCUCAGAUUCCAAAGAACUAGAUAAGUUCUUAUCAGAAAACAUAAUUUUUGAAAGCCUCUUGUUUACUUCACAAAGGUUCUAAUGAAUUCCUCUUCAUGAAUCAAAGUUGUUAUCAGAAAACAUAAUUUUUGAAAGCCUCUUGUUUACUAGAAACCUCGAUGAUGGUUCUUAUUUCAAUGGCUCCUCCGUCCCAGUUCCUGCUCCUUCGUAUGGAAAAACCUCUCAGAAGAUUGAUAAUGGAUUCAAGCCUAGAGCUUAUCUGAAGCGAAUUCGAAACAAAAUUGAUAAAGGCAAUUGAAGAUGAAGACCUAUCUAGACUAUGAGAUUGUCAUUAUUUUGAUAAGGUAUUAGAAGUCCGUCUGCUACUGCUGGAACGAGAACACCUAAUCUACCUUAUUCUAUAAAAAGCUAGUUUGAUAUGGCUAAUGUGUCAUCAAUGAUGAUUAUCCUCACCAGCUUCUGUUGCAGAAGAUUCAUUAGUUUUUCAUUAUCGUUUUGGCUUAUUCUUCUAUGAUGUAAUAUGCUUCAAAUCAGUUCAACAAAACAAAGUGUUAAAAAAAAAAUCUAACAUUUAAUAUUUAAAAAUCAUUAAAAAAUCCAAAGUAGGUUUUUGGGUUAGCGAUGCUCUUACAAAGCUGUUAAUGGAGUUUGCUGAUAGCCGCCUAAAGAUGGUAUAUUUACGAUCACAUAUGUAAAUAUGAUAUCGUUAUAAAAAUGAUAUUCACUACAAGAAAACAAAAGCUUAACGAGGAAAAUUAACAAGGAAUAUUUUUCUUCGUUAAUUUACGUCGACUUUACAAGGAAAUUACGCGGAAAAAUAAAAUCAGCUUUAUUUCCUCGUAAAGUAACGACGAAACAGUUUCGUCGUAAAGUCGAUGUAAAGUGACGUGGCGUUUACGAGGAAAUCGUAUGUCCUCGUACAUUCUACGUAAACUUAGCGUGGUCUUUACGAGGAAAUAAUUUAUGUCUACUUAGCGACUAAAUUUUGAAUCCACCAACUUUGUUUGUCACACGUUUUUUUUUCGGCCACCUAACUAAUUUUCGUCAUAAAUUCGUAGGAAAAUUACAACUACUAGAUUCGAAAACUUUCUAUAAAUAGGGACGUUUGAACAUCAUUUUAAACACACCAA